CUGACAACUGACAAAUGACAAUAUAACCUAAGUUUUCAGGAUGUCACGAAAUAAUAUUAAAAUACUUCCAGGCGCUCUUGUCUGUGAAGAAUCCAAACUUAGAGGAGAUAUUACCAUUGGAUCUGGCACAAUAGUCCAUCCGAGUGCUACUAUUAUUGCAGAAGCUGGACCCAUCAUUAUUGGAGAUUGUUGUUUGAUUGAAGAGCAGGUGAAAAUAAUUCAUAGGUUACCUUUCGAUCAGCAAAACAAAGAAAACACCACACCAGUAUUAAUAAUAGGAUCACAUAAUGUAUUUGAAGUGGAUUGUACUGUAGAAUCUCCUAAAAUUGGCAACAAUAAUGUUUUUGAGUCAAAAUGCUUCGUGGGAAAUAAAGUUACUGUGUCCAAUGGUUGUACAAUCGGUGCAGGUUGUAGGAUUACUGAUGAGCAAAUUUUGAAGGAAAAUCUUAUAAUAUUUGGGUCAAAAUGUGAGAUGCGAGAAGGUUUAGAUAGACCAGGGCCUCAAACUUUACAGAUGGAGACACUGUCAAAGAUGAUACCAAAUUACCAUCAUAUCAAGAAACCAAACAAAAAGUUGUAAUAUAUUACAUAACUAUUGCUUUAAAUUAUUUAAAACAUAGACAUACAGUGUAAGCUUUUAACAUUACUUUUUAUAUUAUUUUCUUAAUAUAUAGGAUUAUUUGUU
Molecule: messenger RNA, 685 nt
Organism: Anoplophora glabripennis (Asian longhorned beetle)
Lineage: Eukaryota; Metazoa; Arthropoda; Insecta; Coleoptera; Cerambycidae
Gene: DCTN6-p27
Product: dynactin subunit 6
Exons: 4
Coding region: 41-580 (179 amino acids)
Biological process (GO): mitotic spindle organization
Cellular component (GO): dynactin complex
Molecular function (GO): dynein complex binding
Source: RefSeq, a predicted model, not a curated record